ACGAACGUGCGAAUUCGUGUUCGCUCUCGCGAUAAACCAAAACCAUUAUAUAACUUUACCAUAUUCGUAAAAAAAUACUUCAUCGUGUAGCGUUCCAACUGUAAUACGGCUAUAUCGAAGAGACUGUUCUAAUCGAAGUUAUCGUGCGUAAAUGUGUCGUCCGGUAUUUAGCCGGCUUAUAAACUACACAGUCGGUCGUUACGAAAAUGCAAAAGCGUUCGGUUCAAUGACUUUUCAUAAGUUUGUUUACAAAAUAGGUUUUUGAUGAUUACUUCGAUAUAUCGUGAUACUGCAUUAAUUUUGUUAAUAAUUGUUGUUUUUAAAUUAUCAUAGAUUAUAUACGUUUUAUAUUAAGUAGCAUAGAACAAUGACGGAAAUAGAAUGGACCAACGACCAAGUACUGACAUUAGUUAACGAAUACAAGAAUAGACGUAUGUUAUGGGACCCUAACCACGACAUGUACCGCGUUCAAACAGCUAAAUACGAGGCCUGGUGUGAGUUAGCGGACAUAUUCGAAUGCGAAAUACCAGAUUUACGGAAGAAAUUCAAUUCGAUCUUCGCCUCCCAUCGGCGGGAGAAAUCGAAGGUGCGACUGGGGGGGCGGUCGACUUGGUUCCUGUACAGCCAUUUAAGUUUCCUUCCUAACCACAUUGAAUGUGAUGAAUUAGGAGAGAAUAUCGCCGUGGUCAAGAAACGUAAAAAGAAAGAAAUAAUCGAAGAACAAGAAAUCGAGGAGUCGGCCGAUGAAUACGAAGCAAACGGUGAAGAAAGUCCCGUGCACAUCGUAAUCAAAGAGGAACCGGAAAACAUAGAAAGAACGCCACCUAAAAUAAAGUAUGUCUGUUCAAAACCUCGACUUACGCGAGUCCUUAAACGGAGAAUAGUUAAAGACAACACACUGGCUGAUAGAAAUAAGUUUUUAGAAAGAAAAUUAUACAAACGCUCCGAUCUUUACAAGAAGAAAGACGAAUGUGACAGUUUCGGCGAAUACAUAGCGAUAUCUUUGAGGAAACAUGACGAAAGGACGCGUUCGAUGAUAAAGCAAGCUAUUAAUAAUAUACUCUUUGAACAAGAGAUGAAAAAGUAUAAUAAUUCUGCACAGUACGCUGUAGUUAUAUCCAAUAUGGAUGAAAAUCCUCUCAUCAUAGGUGAUGAAUGUGAAAAAUGAUGGACGAACUGUUACUAUAGUGAUUAUCUCUUAUAAAUAAUUAUGUUUAAAAAGUAUAUAUUAUGUUCUGUAUCC
Vanessa atalanta (red admiral) is the source of this 1243-nucleotide messenger RNA. RefSeq lists its product as uncharacterized. The transcript has 2 exons. NCBI's taxonomy places the organism in Eukaryota, Metazoa, Arthropoda, Insecta, Lepidoptera, Nymphalidae. The record is from RefSeq and is a predicted model, not a curated record. The coding region runs from base 368 to 1168 and encodes 266 amino acids.